Messenger RNA from Ostreobium quekettii, 1377 nucleotides. NCBI's taxonomy places the organism in Eukaryota, Viridiplantae, Chlorophyta, Ulvophyceae, Bryopsidales, Ostreobiaceae. The record is from the annotation of a GenBank genome assembly.
AUGGCGCUCCGCGCGGCGGGCAAUUGUCAGUUGGCGGUUCUGAAGAGGACAAGCCCCGAAAAAGGCGUGUGCAGUGUCGGAUCGCAUCGCGGCACCACACAAGGGCACCCGCGGCCACCAGUUCAGUCACGUUGGGUACAUUGUGGUGCUGCCACCAACAGCGGUGAUUGGAGUGACACAUUCAAUGGGUCUGACGAUCGCCAGGGCUCCUUCACUGGGGUAGAGAGGGUCAUUCAGGAUGUCUUUUACAACAACCAGCCACCUGGGCGCAGUGACUGGGAAGAAAUCGAGAACUGUUGGGUUCUGCGGCCCCCUCCUGGCACCGAGCCUGUGGCUGUUGUGCAUUUUGUUGGGGGAGCCUUUGUUGGCGCGGCUCCGCAACUGGCGUACAGGCAACUGUUGGAAAGCCUUGCAGAGCGAAAAGUGUUGGUGGUUGCCACACCGUUCAGCACUACCUUUGACCACUUGCGCGCAGCUGAUGAAGCUCAAUUCAAGUUCGACAGUGCAAUGACUGCCAUAGGAGAGUAUGCAGAGGAGCUUCCCGUGUAUGGGGCAGGACACUCUCUUGGUGCACUCAUCCAUCUGCUCAUCAGCUCGAGGUACGCUUUAGAGCGGGCUGGCAACGUGCUGAUGUCGUUCAACAACAGGCCAGCCACCGAGGUUGUGCCACUGCUGGCACAGCUGGGGCCCUCCUCUACCUUGUUGGGGCCAGUUCUGAGCCAGCUGGCGUCAUCUCCACUUCGUCCCACAGCAGAAAUGCUCCAAGGCAUGCUGAAGGGCAUCAGCCCCUCCCUCAUACGCCAGAUAAUUCCCUUGGCUGAGCAGCUGGCCCCAAUAUACAUGGACGUGACUCAAGGGCGCCAGGAAUUCUCCCCCUCGCCAGAAGAGACACGGAACAGGAUUCGAUCUUUCUAUGGUGUUCGCCGCAACCUUCUGUUGCAGUUCACUGAUGACCAGAUGGAUGAGAGCGAUGAGUUAGCAUCGAUGAUUCAGGCGUCUGGAAUCGGGGGCAUUCUGGACAUGACCAUUCGCACACUACCAGGCGAUCAUGCUCGACCCAUGCAACAAGCCAUGGUGGACCUGCCACCCAGUGUGGCCCAGGCUGCAAACCAGGCAUGCGAGACGGGAGGUGACAUCAUCGGCCAGCUGUCAAAGAUGGCGGCAGACGCCGGCCAAGCUGAGGGUUCGGAUCAACUGGAUCAGCUUUCAAAGAGUGUGAGCAGCAUGGCGUCCUUUUUCGGAGGCGAUGCAGGAGGUCCAGCGGCCAGCAGUAUUGCUGCGCUGGCAGACGAGAUUGCGGGGUGGAUGGGCGCCGGGCUGGCUCCCAGGGCCCUGCCCGCUGGUCGAGCUUCUGCGCAGCCAUCCACGCCAACGUGA